AAAACUGCUCUAGAAAUAACUUAUUUCCCAAAUAACAAUUUUUUUAAAAACACUUGAAAAGCUUUAGUUGUCCAUGCCUUGAGUUUCACACAAAUUCAGUGUAAAUAAAAACAUCUUAGUGAAAACACAACAUUUAAACAUCAAAAUUUUUGAAACACAACACCUUGAAAUUCAUCUUUUGGCACUCGAAUUACCUAAAAUUUGCCAUGGAUGACUUUGAUUUCAGCACCCCACCACCGGAGGCACGAACAAUUCACACCCACACGCUGAAUGAAGAGCAGCAGAAAGAUUGUGAGGCAGCCUUUGCCCUUUUCGACGAUGACAAUACCAAGGUCAUUCCGAUCAAGUUACUAAGGGAUUGCCUGCGAGCCGUGGCCCACACGCCGCCGGAGAACGAGUUACAGGAUUACAUCACCGAAAUAGAUACGGAUGGAUCUGGGGAACUGUAUCUCAGCGAUUUCCUAUACAUCAUGUCCAAACGGUACGAGAAUUCAACUGUCGAAGAUGAGGUUAUUCUGGCUUUCAAAGUCUUCGACAAAGAUGGAUCGGGCUUUAUCCACGAGAACGAGUUCCGUCAGAUAAUGACGAACUAUGGCGAAGAAAUGGAAGAGGAUGAGAUCGAGGAAAUGAUACGUGAUGCCGACGCCAACACGGAACUCAAAAUCGACUACGUUCGCUUUGUGAACAUGAUGAUGGAGACAUAACACUCUCUUAGCAUAUUCUACGAUAAGGUAUCUAAAGGCAUCUGGAAAUAACUUGAACGAUUUCAUCAAGGAUCAAAAACAACAAUUCAUCUGGACUGUUCUUUAUAGCGUAGUGCAAGAAAAUAAAAUCAAAUGUACAAUAAA
This is a messenger RNA of Drosophila yakuba, 848 nucleotides long. Its product is annotated as calmodulin. The record is from RefSeq and is a predicted model, not a curated record. Gene Ontology annotation, cellular component: myosin II complex. The transcript has a single exon. Lineage: Eukaryota; Metazoa; Arthropoda; Insecta; Diptera; Drosophilidae. Gene Ontology annotation, molecular function: calcium ion binding. Bases 207 to 704 code for a protein of 165 amino acids.